AUGGCCUUCCAACAUUUCGCCAAAGCCCAGUCUACCUUCAACAUCCCACUUUUGGCUGGGGAUAAUGCCUAUCUUGGAGAUGUUUUCUCCAGUGACGACACGAACCCAGAGAAGCCAGUCUCGGCCGGCCUUUUCCGCCUCAAGAAAGGAGAGCCUCUCACCUAUACCUACAAAUAUGACGAAAUGAAGAUCAUUCUCGAGGGAGACUACACGAUAGCCGACGCGACCGGACAGAAGGUUGAAGCGAAGCCUGGCGACGUCUUUUACUUUCCUGCUGGCUCGACAAUUACCUUCACGACAACCGACUACGGCCUGGCUUUCUACGUCGGUCAGCGUAAGAAGAACGACUUUUAA
Molecule: messenger RNA, 354 nt
Organism: Colletotrichum truncatum
Lineage: Eukaryota; Fungi; Ascomycota; Sordariomycetes; Glomerellales; Glomerellaceae
Product: ethanolamine utilization protein
Source: RefSeq, a predicted model, not a curated record